GCAGUCACAUUUACGUCAUAGAUCUAGUAUACAUAUUUACAUUAUUUACACUGUGUACAUUAAAAUGGAAUGGCAACAUUGGUGCUUAGUUUCUCAAUGAAGUUCAGCUGACAUUUGCUUCUGUUAUACAUACGAAAUUUUGUUUUGUAAACGACGCACGGCAGAAAAUGUCUACCCCAAAGAGCGAAAAAGAUUUGCAUUUACCUUUAUCUAGAGUGAAAACUAUAAUGAAGAGUUCGCCAGAUGUCGAAGCAGUAGGAGCCGAGCCAUUAUAUUUAGUUACUAAAGUUACUGAGUUGUUUGUAACGGAUUUAGCUAAAAGAGCUUUUAAAAACAGUAAAAACUCUUUACUGGAAUACAAACACAUAGCCGAAGUCGUGCAGGAGGAUGAUACGUUAGACUUUCUGCGAGAGAUCAUGCCGCGUAAGAUAACUGUUCGUCAGUUUAAAGAAAUGAUGGCGAAAAAAGCUGCUAAAGGAGGCAAAUCUGAUGAAUCUAGUGAGGAAUCCAGUGAGGAGGAAAGUACUGAAGAGAGUUCUAGUAAUAAUGAACAAGACUGACAUCAGGGUGUAGGCUUAGCUUAGUGUAUUCUCCAGUUAAUUAUAGAAUGGUGAACGCUUGACAAACCUUAAUGAUUGUCAAAAGACUGCCUGUGAAACACAUAUUAAUAAUUUUAUUACUCGGACCUCUACUUGAUACUUGUUGGUGGGUUCCUCAUUUCCACAGGGUUCAGCUAGAAGUAGAGGCACAUGCUAUUAUGUUUGAUUGAGUUUUAUGUUGAUGAUGUUUUAAUUAAAAAAUCAGGUUUCUUACGGUCAAGAGCACAAGCGUAAAGCAACUUUUAAUGAUUUACCUAUGGACAUAUUUGUAACUUAUGUUGUAUGAAUGCGUUGAAUGGGAUCUUUAUUUAGGUUUUAAAAGUCAUAAUGGUUUUUUCAGAAUAAAAAACAAGACAAAAUAAUUUUAAAUUUAAGAUUUUUAAUAAAUGACAAUUUGUAAUGAGUUUUGUUAGUUUUAGGAUUGCUUAUUUUAAGUUAAUGUAAUUUUCAAGUUUAAUAUAUAAUACAUUUUCUUACAA
Molecule: messenger RNA, 1078 nt
Organism: Trichoplusia ni (cabbage looper)
Lineage: Eukaryota; Metazoa; Arthropoda; Insecta; Lepidoptera; Noctuidae
Gene: Chrac-16
Product: chromatin accessibility complex protein 1
Exons: 2
Coding region: 168-560 (130 amino acids)
Cellular component (GO): CHRAC; nucleus
Molecular function (GO): protein heterodimerization activity
Source: RefSeq, a predicted model, not a curated record